AUGUCGGCCACAAAUAGAGCCAAAAAGUUAUUAGAUCUUGCUAUGUCCGGUACUCUAAUUAAAGAGACAAAAUAUAUAAACACCAACACAAACAAAUGUGACGCCAAUGUCAAAUUGUACAUCAAUCAAGCAAAAUGUAAAAUGAUACAGAAAUGGAUUAAUAAUAUUAAGAUACCAUCUGAAGAAUUAUGUAAUGGCUCAGAAUACAACAUUGCUGAUGUCCACGGUGCAGUUCCAGUGAAAAAUGUUGAGACUGAAGUAAAAGAAAUUAACUAUCCUCUUAAAGAAUCGCCCGAAAUAUUGCCAGAUUAUGAAAAAAGUGAUUUAAUAAAAUUAUUUAAAGUCUUUUCUUUGUUUAAAAUUACAACCAAAUACUCAUAUUUCUACUCAUUUAAUUCUACAUCAUAA
Messenger RNA from Macrosiphum euphorbiae (potato aphid), 408 nucleotides. NCBI's taxonomy places the organism in Eukaryota, Metazoa, Arthropoda, Insecta, Hemiptera, Aphididae. The record is from the annotation of a GenBank genome assembly.